Mycosarcoma maydis (corn smut) is the source of this 2745-nucleotide messenger RNA. RefSeq lists its product as uncharacterized. NCBI's taxonomy places the organism in Eukaryota, Fungi, Basidiomycota, Ustilaginomycetes, Ustilaginales. The transcript has a single exon. The record is from RefSeq and is a predicted model, not a curated record. The coding region runs from base 1 to 2745 and encodes 914 amino acids. Gene Ontology annotation, cellular component: plasma membrane. Gene Ontology annotation, biological process: actin cortical patch localization.
AUGUCGAUCACCGAAGCUUCCAACGAAACCAAUGCGGCCACCUCGGCCACGAACAAGAACAGCAAUGGUUACUGCACCUUUUGCAUGUUGGCAGAGUUCGACAUCGAUCGCGGGUCUACUCUUUCUCAUCAGUAUCCUGCCCCCACUGGAUAUGACGAACAUAUGCUUGCCGAGCUCAUGUUGCCUGACGGUGUCCACGCAAGGACAGAAGACUGGACUUUUUUCUUUCUCAAACCUCCCGGAACCGAGCGUGCUGCUCUACAGAAUUCAGUCGAUGAUCCCGACUCUUCCCAGUUGGGUGCUGCAACAGAUCCAACCGCGUGGCUUUCGCACGAUCUCACCUACGUCAUCAAUCUUGUUCGCACCAAGCACGACAAUACUGUGCGCCGUGGUGCUAUGGUCAAAGCCAUUGCCAUCGGCACUCGAUACCCUUUCAUCGAGAUUUUUAAGCCCGCGCUCCUGCUCGCCCUGGACGACUACUUUAAGAAUCCGGGUGCCGACUGCUUGACGCGCUUGUACGAUUCGAUCAAUCGCCUCGACCUCUCGGCUGCACCUUGCUUUACUCGCGCAGAGAAACUCCUACUCCGCGGCUCAGAUCGUCGCGACCUGUUUGAAGAGCGCUUUGUCGCUUUUCAACGUACCGAUGUUGAUCCUACACCAAUCGCCACGACUCCCAGCGAAGAAAUGGAGACAGCACGCUUCUCUCCCACCGGCAUCGCUGGUGACGAGGCUGCGCCACGGCGACGCACAGACAGUACAUCUACCUUCUCGUCCGAGACCAAAUCGCUUAGAAAGAAGCUCAGCACAGCCUCACUGCGCCCCGCUCUGGGUGCUCGUCGAGGCUCAUCCGCCAACUCAAUCAUAGGCGCUGCUGCGAGUGUUACAGACCGGAGGUCAAACUCGACUCCAGUCAUUGCUUCUACCGGAUCAGCAAGACCGCGUGAUACCCACUUUUUCGACGCCGUCCUUACCUAUCGCAGCGUGCCCUUGCCUAUUCGUGUGCCUCUUACCACUUUCCCCGAAGAGGUCGGCGAGUACUCGCUCAUUCGCCUCAUACAGACCUUCUCCGGCUCGCAGUCGGCGCCAACAGGACCGAUUCAUCCUCAUUUGCACACGAAUGGCCCAUCGACACAUCCCAUCAUCGUCCUCUUCAACGCACUCGUCACACAGAAGCGUGUCGUCUUUCUCGGCUACGGCCAGCCAGCCAGUCACGUUGCCGGUUUUGUCUUGGCCGCUUGUGCCCUUGGAUCUGGUUGUGGAGCUGUACUACAAGGCUUUGCUGCCCGAGCUUUCCCGUACACCAACCUGCUCAACCUUGACGACCUCGAAAAAGUACCCGGCUACAUUGCUGGCGUCACCAAUCCACGAUUCGAAGACCUGCAUGCCUGGGAUCUGCUCCUCAACGUGGAGACAGGUCGUAUGCAGGUGGCUAAGGAUAUUACUCCAGCUGUGCCACAAGCCAACGGACCGUCACAGCUAUUGAUGCGGUCCUCGACUCUGCCGCGCGACGGUGCUGGCGUGUCUUCAUCCAACACCUUUGGAAGUCUAUCAUCUGCAAACAGUCACGACUUGAAGGCAUCUUCCGAUGCCGAACUUGCGCAGUUCGGUGCUCUUCCAACCACUUCCACCGGCGCGAUUUCCAACACAUCCGUGUCCGGCAAAAGUUCAAGUAUGGGCGGUUCGGCGACGCGUGACCGUUCCAACACGUCACAAUACGAUUCGCGUUCUGAUCCAGGCAACGCGCUGUUCAUGGAGGAGCUGCAGAGCGCCAUCGCUGCGCACUACGGCGAGCGCUUUAUCCGCUCUCGUAUACAAGAGUACGUCUUCCUCUUUGUUCAGCGUGUCGCGCGCCACGAGGAGCACUUUUACGGUCGUACAUGGCUUGCGCCACCCUGUCAGCCAUUUCUCAACGGACAGCUUGGAUCGGGUCCUGUCUAUGUCGACCGUGAGGCAGAGAUGCGCGAGAUCCUCUCGAAUCAGAUGCGAAUCGAAGGCUUUCGUUCCACGAUUGCUUAUGACCUGCUUGUGAUCGAGCUGCAAAAGUAUGGUGGAUAUACACAAGCGAUCCGCAACUUUGAUGUGUGGCAUCAAAUAAGCCGAUUGCGCAGAGCACGAAAACUGCUUGUGGGAGAAUCGGAUCUCAUCUUCGAGACCCUUGCAAAGAGCGUCGUUACACACGAUCAGAUUGUCGAGGUGUUAGCGAUGCUACCGCCGCACACAGGCGGUUUGCUGCCACUGGCGUUGGGGCUGUUCCACCCUUCGCAGGCUGCCAGAGACGCUGUGGUGGACUUUUUCCUUCGGCUCUGCCGGCAUCCGGUCGGUCGCAAGUUUGUGCAAAGCAUGCACACUUUCCACCGACUAGCAUUUGCGAGGCUUGCGCAGGAUCGGGCUGAGGCCGAGCUGGCUAUAGCAGCAGCAAGUUCCAGCGAAGUGCAAGAGCUGACAACAGGACCAUCAUCGCAGCCAGCUCUACUUUCUGCAUCGCUGCCCUCAAGUCAGACUGCGGACACCAACAGCCUGGGUGCAGAUGUGGCAUUGUCAACAGAUAGGACGUCUUCUGCAACGAUGUCAUCUGCGGCGGCGGACGAUGCUGAACAAUUGACAGCAGUAGAUGAACCAACAUCUUCUCUAGACGAAACUGCGUUCAUGCCGAGCUCGCGCGGUACGAGCCGUCCCUCCACCUCAUUCAGUCCUGUCAAAGAGACCGAUCGCGCCUCGUCGGUUCAGAGCCAAGUAGAGGCUUAG